Messenger RNA from Xenopus laevis (African clawed frog), 3139 nucleotides. RefSeq names its product cytochrome P450 family 4 subfamily V member 2, gene 1 L homeolog (gene cyp4v2.L). Gene Ontology annotation, molecular function: long-chain fatty acid omega-hydroxylase activity; heme binding; monooxygenase activity. The record is from RefSeq and is marked provisional. NCBI's taxonomy places the organism in Eukaryota, Metazoa, Chordata, Amphibia, Anura, Pipidae. Gene Ontology annotation, cellular component: endoplasmic reticulum membrane.
GCCUGACAGCUACAGAGUGCGUAGCCUGGGGACAGAGUGGAGACACCGCUGCUUUUUUCCGUUAAACUUCCCGGUACUCGGUAUUGGCCUAUUGUAGUAAGAUAGCGCCAUGGAGUUUAAGGGAGAUGUGCAGCCGCUGGUGUGGAUGGCUGCGGCCGUGGUGCUGCUGACCCUGCUGGCCUUCUCCGCCCUGCCUCCCCUGCUGGAUUACUUUCGCAAGUGGAAACUUAUGAGACCGAUUCCGGGCCCCGGACCCAAUUACCCACUCGUGGGGGACGCGUUGUUCCUAAAGCCCAAUGGAGGAGAUUUCUUUCUCCAAAUCUGUGAAUUCACAGAGCUCUUCAGAGUGGAACCACUUCUAAAACUUUGGAUUGGGCCAAUCCCUUUUUUAAUAGUCUACCAUGCAGAUACUGUGGAGCCAAUUCUGAGCACAUCCAAACAUAUGGACAAGUCCUAUGCCUAUAAAUUUCUUCACCCAUGGCUUGGUCAAGGACUGCUAACAAGUACAGGGGAAAAAUGGCGUUCAAGAAGAAAGAUGAUAACACCAACCUUUCAUUUUGCAAUUCUCUCUGAGUUUUUGGAAGUCAUGAAUGAGCAAUCCAAGGUAUGCGUUGAGAAGCUCCAAAAGCAUGUUGAUGGAGAGUCUUUUAAUUGCUUUAUGGAUGUGACGCUUUGUGCAUUGGACAUCAUAUCAGAAACGGCCAUGGGAAGGAAAAUACAAGCACAAAACAAUAGAGAUUCUGAAUAUGUUCAAGCUAUAUACAAGAUGAGUGAUAUUAUUCAGCGCCGACAGAAAAUGCCAUGGCUGUGGCUUGACUUUAUAUAUGCACAUUUAAAAGAUGGAAAGGAGCAAAACAAAAACUUAAAAAUACUCCAUGCCUUUACUGAUAAGGCUAUUCUAGAAAGAGCAGAAGAACUCAAAAAACCGGAAGCCAAAAAAGGGCAUUUUGAUAGUGAUCCUGAGUCAGAAAAGCCCAAGAAAAGAAGUGCGUUUCUAGAUAUGCUUCUGAUGGCAACAGAUGAUGCCGGCAAUAAACUGAGCUACAUGGAUAUCCGUGAGGAAGUUGAUACCUUCAUGUUUGAGGGUCAUGAUACGACAGCCGCAGCCCUAAACUGGUCUUUGUUUUUACUGGGCUCACACCCAGAGGCUCAGAGACAAGUUCAUAAAGAACUGGAUGAAGUUUUUGGUAAAUCUGACCGUCCUGUCACAAUGGAUGACCUAAAGAAGCUACGUUAUCUAGAAGCAGUGAUUAAAGAAGCACUUCGAAUAUACCCUUCUGUCCCGUUCUUUGCUCGGACCAUUACAGAAGACUGCAUUAUCCGAGGGUUUCAUGUGCCAAAAGGAGUAAAUGUUGUCAUUAUUCCGUACGCGUUGCAUCGUGAUCCAGAAUAUUUCCCUGAACCAGAAGUAUUCAGACCAGAGAGGUUCUUUUCUGAAAAUGCUAGUGGGCGCAAUCCUUAUGCCUAUAUUCCUUUUUCUGCUGGACUCAGAAACUGCAUUGGUCAACGUUUUGCUCUGAUGGAAGAAAAGGUUGUGUUAUCCUCCAUACUUAGAAAUUACUGGGUAGAGGCAACUCAGAAGCGUGAAGAACUUUGCCUUCUAGGAGAGCUCAUUCUCCGCCCGCAGGAUGGCAUGUGGAUUAAGCUGAAGAACAGAAAAACUGCCUCCAGUGCCUGAAACACACAAACAUUCUUAACUCUGGGAUGGAAAAUAAUACUGUUUAUUACUUAUAAUUGCUGGUUAUUUAAUUCUACAGCAUGUUAGCACAUAUAUAACAAUGUAUAGAAUGGUUGCCAGAUAUAGAAUUUAAAAGCUCCUCAAAAUAUAACAUUGUAAGAAUCUGUUUGUAAAUUGAAUGGAUUUUAUAGUAAGAAUGUAAAAAAGAAAGUGCUUUUUUUUUUGUUUUCAAGGUCCAUGAUUGAUUUAUUCAGGGUUUUGGUUUAACUUUGUUGUACCUAUUGUAGAUUCUAAUUUUUAUAUAGGUAACGGUUUUCCCUAAUGUUGCCAUAAUAUGUCUGUUUUACAGAUGGAAUUGGGAUUUAUUAAUACAUUAUUUCUAUAUACCAUGCCUUUCAUCUAAUUGGAACGAUUUGGCUACAAGUUGCUUUAUUUAAGCUUGGUUCAAUUGCAGUUUUAUGCAGUUAUAUACUUCUAGUAUCCCACUAACUGCUGUCAUAUGAACUGCUAUACUGAUUUGUUGGCAUAGUUAAGUAAUAGGAAUAACCACUCACAUAUACUGUAACUAAAUAUAUUGUGCAUCAGCAAAGAGGGUGCAUAGUGUAAUCCUUCUUUCAAGAGUAAAGGAUAUACUGGAAAUCCUGGAAUUCAUGCCCUCUAUGAAGGCACUCAGGUUAUAUGUAACAUACUAUAUUCUAAUAUCCUUAUAAUGGGCAGUAUAACAUGUCCAGACAUAGGAAAAGAGGAUGAUGAAGAACUCAAAUAUCCUCAAAUAUUCUAGCAUUUUUUAACCUGACGUGGCAGUGAAUGUUUGUUUUGAAUACCUUUGUAAUUUUUAGGGGUGCACUGAAUCCAGGAUUUGGUUCAGCUGAAUCCAUGCCUUUUUAGGCAAGGUUUGGAUUUGUCCAAAUUCAAGAGCCUGGCCGAACUUAAUCUGAACCCUAAAAAAUGCAAACAUGCUCAUCCGCAAUUUCUGAUCAUGCCAUGAAUUUCCAGGGUUCAAGGAAGAUUCAGAUUUGGUUUGGUAUUUGGCCAAAUCAAAAGAAGAGGAUUCGGCCGAACCGUGAUUAGCAGGGUUUGGUGCAUCCCUACUAUAUUUACUUUUGGGAAUAUGCUAGUCUGGAGUGAAUUUAUAGAACCGGCUAGAGAGCUACUUAGUGCAAUUUUCAGAGUCCCAUAAACUCUAAAGUGAAACAGUGGAGGGGAUCCUAUAGACUUGACAGACUGUUUAAGAGUAUAUUCAACUUACUUAGUCCUUUUUACAUUGCAGCUCCUUUUUACACAGGAGACAAUUAAUUGUGGUUAAUUCUGUAUAUUUUAUACUGCAAUAGGUUACGACAUGAUUUUUAAUUAAAUAAUUUGCUGAAUCUGCUAUUAAAUGUUGAAUUUUGGGUAAAAUAUUUGCACUUUCUAACCUUGGUGCCUCUUUCUAACAAUGUUAUUAAAUUGCCCACCUAUAAA